This is a messenger RNA of Phalaenopsis equestris, 1158 nucleotides long. RefSeq names its product protein DEFECTIVE IN MERISTEM SILENCING 3-like. The record is from RefSeq and is a predicted model, not a curated record. NCBI's taxonomy places the organism in Eukaryota, Viridiplantae, Streptophyta, Magnoliopsida, Asparagales, Orchidaceae. The transcript is spliced from 4 exons. The coding region runs from base 1 to 840 and encodes 279 amino acids.
AUGUAUUUCUCAUUUGUUGUUAUUAAAUUUGUAAUCAGAACGUUGUCUGAGUACUUGGGUUUGGACAACAUGUUAGCUAUUGUUUGCAAGACACUAGAAGGUGUUCAAGCUCUUGAACAAUAUGAGAAAGAUGGCUCCAUUGACAGGAAUACUGGCCUUCAUGGAGUUGCACCAACAAUUGGAAGGACAAUGAAAGGCAGAUUUCAUGUUUUUUGCCUUCAAAACAUGAGACCAUUUGUUGGUGAAUUUAUUUCCGAUGAUCCACAGAAGAAGCUUGCAUUAUUGAAUCCAAGGCUACCUAAUGGGAAGCUCCCACCUGGAUUUUUAGGUUUUGCUGUGAACAUGAUCAGCGUGGAUGACAUGCACUUAUCUUGUGUCACUUUUGAUGGUUAUGGACUAAGGGAAACAUUGUUUUUUAAUUUAUUUUCUCGCCUACAAGUAUACAAAAGCAGGUCUGAAAUGCUAUGUGCUCAGCCUUUCAUAACCGAUGGUGCAGUUUCCUUGGAUGGAGGGAUGAUCAAAGGUUGUGGUUUGUUUUGUCUUGGAGACAGGAAUGACGUUGAAAUAAAAUUCCCUAUCGCUGAUGCAAAACCGAGCAUGCCUAAAGAAGUAUCUGAAAUUGAGCAGCAGAUCAAGUUAAUGGAUUGGAAGAAGGAGAUGCUCUCUUCUGAUAUACUGCGUGAAGAGUCAUUAUUAAACUCGGCAAAAUGUUUGCUAAAAGCCAAGUCUGAUGAAUAUAGGAAGCUCAUCAACGAAGAACUGCUAAUUAAGGGACGAAACUCAUCCCCUAGGCCAAUCAACACAGGCUUUCUACUACACGACGACGCAAGACGACAGUAGGUCUAUUUUCUUGGUAUUGGAGUUUCAAUGGUGCUCCUUUAUUGGAAAACUUGAAUGAUUUCCUGUCAUGCUGUUAUAAUCUCGCCAAAACGGGCUCACAAUUUUGGAGUGAGUUCUGUGUAAUGAGAGGUGCUGAAAAUUCUGCUAUUCUUUCUGCAAUUUAUCUGACAAUAUUUAUAAUUUUAUUUAAAGAGUAGAGCUUCUUGUUAACCCUUGUAAUCUCUUGUUGGAGAAAUGUGAUGGUUGUAAUAGCCCCUUAUUUGGCAGCAUUAUUGGGAUUGAAAAAUUAGUAUCUUUUGUUCUUCGAGAUAGUUUUGG